Molecule: messenger RNA, 525 nt
Organism: Staurois parvus
Lineage: Eukaryota; Metazoa; Chordata; Amphibia; Anura; Ranidae
Source: the annotation of a GenBank genome assembly
CAGGGAGGAUCCAUUAUCAGUGUCCAUCGAAUUUCAUCCCGGUGUCAGAGUGUGACGGCUCGGUGACCUCUGAACCCGACACAGAGGUGUGGCUGAUCCGAGCCCCCCCCCCCAGACUUCAGUCCGGAGAGCUUCAACUCUCACCGCUUCCCUCUCCCCGGCUACAAGAUGCAGAAGGUGAAGUCUGACGGCAGGAGGAGAUUCUGUCACGUCAUCUCGUCGCCCUGCUCUGACGCCCCGUUCACACCCUUCCUGUGUCACCCCGAGGGCUGCGGGGCCAGGCUGCUUUGUGUUCCUUCAUUCAAAGGCACCAUGACAGUGGCAGAGGCCCAUGGGGACCCCGACACUCUUCACAGUAUCCCGGACAAGCCCCCCCUGACCAUCCCCCCGGGGCUGAAGCAGAGGUUCCAGCCGUUUGGUUCUCUUCCACCCAGAGCUGCCGGCGGAGGAGACUCGCUGCUAUCGGGGGGAACCGGAGAACGAAGAGAGCGAAGAAACGCAAACGGGAAAAAAAACAGGAAAUUA